Molecule: messenger RNA, 996 nt
Organism: Ilex paraguariensis (yerba mate)
Lineage: Eukaryota; Viridiplantae; Streptophyta; Magnoliopsida; Aquifoliales; Aquifoliaceae
Source: the annotation of a GenBank genome assembly
UCAGAUAUGGCCAGUUCUUCUCAAGCCUAUGAGAAUUAUGGAGUGGAUUGCCAGUAUCUCAAUUCUUAUAUCUCUGGCAACGGUAGCAUGAACAAACAAAAGCUUGUAGAGCUUCUCUCCGGGAGGAACCAGCAAGAACUAAAGCUUAUUCGCCAAACUUAUAAUGCUCUCUAUAACCAAGAUAUCCUCCAUGCUCUGUCUAACAUUCGAAGUAACGAUGCUUUUGCUAAUGUGGUAUAUCUUCGCAUGAGUGAACCACAAGACCGUGAUGCUGAGAUAGUUAGAGAGGCCCUGUUUGGAGGGAGGGUUAACCUCAACGUUCUCAUUGAGGUGGUGUGUACUCGUUCUUCUUCACAGCUCCAUUCAAUCAAACAAGCCUACCGUGUGCACUAUAAUUCUCAGAUUGAGCAGGAUAUAGCCCAGAAAAUCACUGGUAGCUUCAAAGAGAUUCUUCUUGCAGCUGUUAGAUCAAGCCAGAAGUAUGCUGGCAGGGUUGACAUGAGCAUGGCCAUGUGUGAUGCCAAGACAUUGUAUGAAGCAAUGGAAAGUGGGAGUUCUGUAGAUUGGAAGACCAUCAUGUCCCUUGUAGGUGAAAGAAACAAUGAACAAAUCAAAGCCAUACUUUUCUCCUACAAAGAGCUAUAUGGCCAUGAAUUCUCCAAGUUCCUCAAGUGCACCAAAUGUGGAAGGUUUGGAAAGGACCUUCGAAUCGUAAUCAGAGGCAUACAGUCCCCAGAAAAGUUCCUGGCGAAGCAAUUGAGAGCAGCGCUGCAGAGUGCUGUUGAUGCCCGGGAAGUCCUGAUUCGAAUCGUAGUUACACGAGUGGAAGUAGACAUCAGAGACACCAGCAAUGUCUUUGCAGCUAUAACUGGAUGGUCUGUGGGGAACCUUGUGAGAAGGGAAUUCAAAUCUGCAGGUGGUAGAAACACUAGUUCUAAUAAGGCAUAUGAUCAGUUGGUGGGAGAAUUCUUGUUGGGACUUCUUAAACAUUGUUAA